GAAAUGGACAUUGUACCCGGUUUUUGUUAGAGAGAGUUCAAAGUGCCUCGCUGUCUAGCAUGUGAUGAAGUUUGUGGCUUUCCCUUCUCUCUCUUACAUGCACCCACCCAACUGGCUGCUUUGAUACAUUCACAGUGACCUGAACAGGGGAAGAGUCAGGACAAAACUAGUCUAGGAUUUCCCUCUGAUUCGCUUUGGUUUUUUCCACCCUAUUUCCGCUCUUCGUUUCCUUCUCACUUUACUUGGUGAAGACCAAGAACAGAGAGAUACAUAUACCAUGCAUUCCCUCAAGGUCCUCAUAGAGUGAGAGGAAGCGUGAGGGGAUUCUCAUCUAGUCAUCUCUCUUUCUACUUACAGAAGAAAACCCUUCUGCGAUUUCCUUUGAGCGAACUAGUGGAAAAUGAAUGCUCUAGAUUCUGAAUGCAGAAGUGGGUGUGACUCUGGUUGGACGUUGUACUUUGAACAUUCUUUUUUUACUCCAAAUGUUUCACGUAGAGAUGCUGCGCUCCUUAAUGGAAACAGUGGUUCCUGUGAUGAAUAUAAAGAUCAUAAAAGAGCUAAAGAAGAGUCUGACGAAGAAGAGCAGGAAGAAGAGGACUUGUCUAUGGUUUCUGAUGCAUCUUCUGGGCCUCCACAUCUCCCUCAUGAAGACGAAGGUUACUUCAAUGAUGAUAACGGAUGCUCUUACCCUGCGUCCACGGCCGCCACAUUGGCGAAGAACGGCAGAAAAAGACAGAAAAUAAAACAGCACCGAGACCGUGAGGAUCAAGAACCAACAGAUUUUCUCGAUGACACUGCUAGCUCUCCUGUUAUGAAUUUCUCUUGGAACAAUUUCACUCUUACCAAUAAUCAACCUUCAAUGGAGAGCGUCUUGGAUUUUUCACAAGGUCUCUCAGAAACUUAUUUCGAGCGUACAUCAACAUUCCAAGACCACUUUGGUUUCUCAGAGUCCUCUCUAUCUGCAAACCAACUUCAGAACAACCAGUGGUUUGAAGGGAAGAGGUUAGGGUUGAGCUGAGGUGAUUUCCCUGCUUCUGCCGCUGUAGAAGUUGCUCUGAAUGAAAUGAUGGGAUGGUUCUCAAAGUAAAAGUAACUAGAGCUAAAGAAGGAUCUUGUUCUUUGCCUUCUAUUUUCUGUUUCGCUGCUUUUACCUGUCAAUACAGUGGAAACGACUUGAGAGGACUGGGGGAAAUAAAUUUCUUGUUUACUAAAUAUUAACUUCCUUGUCAAUGAAUAGCGGGUACAGAUCA
This is a messenger RNA of Carya illinoinensis, 1250 nucleotides long. RefSeq names its product protein SOB FIVE-LIKE 5-like. Bases 401 to 1018 code for a protein of 205 amino acids. The record is from RefSeq and is a predicted model, not a curated record. The transcript has 4 exons. Gene Ontology annotation, biological process: cytokinin biosynthetic process. Lineage: Eukaryota; Viridiplantae; Streptophyta; Magnoliopsida; Fagales; Juglandaceae.